This is a messenger RNA of Anthostomella pinea, 1752 nucleotides long. The record is from the annotation of a GenBank genome assembly. Lineage: Eukaryota; Fungi; Ascomycota; Sordariomycetes; Xylariales; Xylariaceae.
AUGGCCACAUCCUCCCGACGAGCAGCAGGAGCUGAAGGCUUCCAGCGCCCGCAGUACAGCAGACACCAGCACCAGCACCAGCACCAGACUCUGAACCAGCACCAGCGCCGCGCCCACACCCAGCAGACAGCAGCUGCUAACGAUGCCAAACAUGCCCAGAUCAUCGCGACACAAUCCAAAACGCGACCCUCGCAAAACAUCCUCCAACAAUCCAAUUCUACCCGCAUGAAGCGACCUCUCGACAACAUCGAUCACAUCCACGACCCUCUAAAGACCAAGAGGGCCCGAAUAACUGUCGAGAUUCUGGCCAGGCCCGUUUCGCAAGCCCUCAGCCCGCCAAGAUCAAUCACCGUGAAACCCCAAGUUCCUGCGAACCUCCCGAACAAUUACCAGAAUCAGCAGCAACAACAACCUACGGUCGCGCCCGUCCAGAAACCCCCUCCACCCGCUCAGAGUCCUUCAACUGCUGCUGGUCCCGCUCCCGCCCCACCCCAAGAUUCCACGACGGCGACAACCACAGAUCAUGGCCUCACGAAGCAUCAAGAGAAGGUCAUUAGUGGCAUCAGACACGAACUAGACCGGCUGCAGCCCAACGCCGCCGAUACCAGCUCAGCUCAAGAACGACCCGGUCGCAAAUUGCGAUCCCAGGAGGCCACUCGCUUCAAGAGCGAGUUGGCGGCCUAUUUCCCCGAUUAUGACGAAGUAAUCGGCAAUGACCCUAAGGAGCAACACAUUCUCAAUUCAGAUACCCCUAUUAUUGUUGUCGAUACCGAUCGCCCGCAAAGUACCAGACCACCUACUGCCGAUGCCGAGCUACAUGAUCUGAGUCACCAACCCAACUCCCCAAUCGUGCGAGCUUACGCCGACAACCUUUUCUCCGGACUCCACGACUCCCAACGCAUCGACUUCGCUUUUCUCGAGGCAGGGUACAAUGGAAACCAUGUUGUGGAUCCUUUGCCCGAUGCAUAUUAUGCACCAUCGCACAGGAAGGCUGAGAGACUAGAGAAGUCAAUCCGGAACACGGAGAGAGGCCGGGCGCAACAUGAAAAGGACCAGAUUAUCCGAUUGCUCAAUGAGCUACAAGGCCAUGAUUGGCUAAGGACAAUGGGCGUCAAUGGUGUCACCGAAAGCCGCAAAAAGACGUUUGAACCAGCGCGAGAUCAUUUCAUCCGAGGUUGCCAGGCCAUUUUGGAGAAAUUCCGCCUAUGGAGCCAAGAAGAGAAGAAGCGGAAACUCGAGAAGGAACGCGCCCUUGCCGAGGAAGCAGAGGAGGACGACGAAGGAAAGGAUGAGGAAGAGGAGAUAAGCGAUGAUGCAGAUGAGGAAGUAGAUGAAGACGUGGAGAUGGUCGACGCGGGAGAAGAAGAAAGCGCAAGCGAAAAUGCGAACGAAAGCGAACCUGUUGAUUACAGUGACGUCGACGCAUCUGCAAAACAACUACACGACGAGGCCAUGGCACGGGCCAAGUAUGCAGCGUCAAGUUCUUCGAAGAGGUCCCGAGGCGAACCACCCCCGAGAUCACCGGAGCCUAUGGUCUUGCGAGAGUUCACGUCCUUCUUCGAUAAAAAACACCAACGUGAUGCAGCUCUGAGCAAGGGUAGACGGAGAGGAAGGACGAUUCUGGCCUGGGGUCACCCGAUCCCUGAGACCAUGGAGCAAGACUUUGAGUUGCCGGAAGAGUAUAGGGACGAAGAAACUAUGAAGGCUCAUGAGAGGCAAAAGAGACGAGAGAGGCGGCAGCACAAACAGUGA